AAAACUCUUUUUUUAGUUUGUGUUUGAUUAGAGCCGGUGUUGAACCUGUUGUUAUUUUUAAUGUGUUUUUAAUACUGCAUCACUUAUCAGUGUGAUGUAAUAAAGGUCUUAAACGGGUUCAUUCACCAGCGUAUCAGUUAAAACUUAAACAACUACAGUGAUUGCCGGAUAACUGAAGGUCUUCAAGAUGGUGAAAGCAGUAGCAGUUAUCACCAUCAGUGAUACUUGCUUCAAGGACAACACUAAAGACACCUCGGGGCCGGCUCUCGCUGACUUUGUCAGAGAACUAUUCCCUGAAGCCAACCUCCAUACAAUCAUCAUUCCUGAUGAAAAGGAAAUCAUUGAACGGGAACUCAAAUAUUUCUGUGAAACCAACUUAGACUUGGUAUUAACUACCGGAGGAACAGGAUUGACACCUAGAGACGUUACUCCAGAAGCGACUAAAGCAAUCAUACAGAGAGAAGUGCCGGGUAUCACAACCGCCAUUACACUGGCUAGCUUAAAGAAGACCCCAAUGGCCCAGCUUUCCCGUGCCGUUGCUGGUAUCAGAGACAAAACGCUCAUAGUCAACUUCCCAGGCAGCAAAAAGGCUGUCACAGAAUGUUUUGAAGUAGUAAAGCCUAUCCUCCCACAUGCUAUAUCUCUGAUCCACAAUGAGGUAGCCGAGGUGAGCUACAUUCACAACUCCAUGCAGUUUAAUCACACUUGCAUGCACAGCAGUAAUGUGGACAUCAGUAAAGUAGCUCUAAGACCCAGGGAGUCUCCGUUCCCCAUGAUAGAAAUGGCAGAAGCCUGGAAGACAGUUGAUGAUGUGAUGUCAGAAUGGACGGAGAGAUUAGAAAUUGUGACGAUUGAAGAAGGACUCGGCAGAGUGGUUGCUCAGGCACUACAUGCUAAAGAGCCUAUGCCACCUUUUCCUGCGUCAGUUAAAGACGGCUACGCGUGCCUCAGCAUAGACGGCGCGGGUCCCCGCAAGGUGCGCAUCGCGGUGACUGCGGGCGACGCUCCCACCGCGCCGCUCUGCGCGGGUGAGUGCGCUAGAGUUAACACCGGCGCUGCGUUGCCUGCGGGGGCUGAUUGCGUUGUACAGGUUGAGGACACAAGACUCAUAUCAGCUUCCGAAGAUGGAAUGACGGAGCACGAAGUGGAAAUCCUGAAGGCGCCUGAACCUCAGCAGGACGUCAGGAAUGUGGGCUUCGAUAUACCUAUGGGAACCGUGCUUGUUGAUAAAGGACAUAUAUUAGACUCAGCUAAAAUCGGAAUACUUGCGGGAGCUGGAUAUCAAAACGUGACAGUUCGAGCGCCUCCCAAGGUGGCGCUACUUUCGACGGGUAACGAGCUACAAGAGCCUUCAGAUGUGAAGUUAAAACCGGCGCACAUCCGUGACUCCAAUAGGACCAUGCUUAGGGUAUUACUCAGAGAGCACGGCUACGACAGCAUAGACUGCGGCAUAGCGCGCGACACGCCGCCGGAGAUCGUGGCGGGCAUCGCGGCCGCGCUCAAGCUGGCCGACGUGCUGGUCUGCACUGGCGGCGUCUCCAUGGGCGAGAAGGAUCUACUCAAACCUGUGCUGCUCAAGGAUUUCAACGCUACUCUCCACUUCGGGCGCGUGCGCAUGAAGCCGGGCAAGCCGUGCACGUUCGCCACGUGCGAGUUCGAAGGCAGGAAGAAAUACAUCUUCGCGUUGCCUGGUAACCCAGUGUCAGCAUACGUGUGCGCACUUCUGUUCGUGAUCCGCGCGCUGCGCGUGUCGUGCGGGUCGCGCGGCGCGUGGGCGCGCCUGCGCGUGCGCCUCGCGCACGCCGCGCAGCUCGACCCGCGCCCCGAGUACGCGCGCGCCGAGCUCGACCCGGCGCAGGACAGGGACAUGCCCGUCGCCACCAUGCUGGGCAGUCAGUGUAGCAGUCGUCUUCUAAGCGCGUGCGGGUCGAACGUGCUUCUGGAGCUACCGGCCGCCACGGCGUCUCAGCAGCGACUGCCGGCCGGCGCCGUUGUCUCCGCGCUCAUUACCGGCAGGCUUGACGUGUUCUCCUAGAUACGCAUGUGUAAUCCUCGCAAAACUCGAAGGCGGUCUACAGCUAAAUUCGGAGCACAAGUACGCGCAUAUUGCCCAUCCUUCACGCACUCCUGCCACAUGCUAUCUGCGCAGGGAAGCAUGCAAUGUUCCAUGCCGACAAAAAGUUUGGCGAGAACUACACUUAGCAUUCGCUCUGCCUUAGUGACUUAAUAACUGUAAUAUGCUAGCAAAAGAUACAAAAACCUUAGAAUAAGCCAUCACUUAUGACUUGUGGUGUAUAAAAUUUUCAAAGCAAAACAAUUUCAAUCAUAACUGUGUAAUAUGUCCAGGCUUAGCCAAUAUAGGUAAUCUCAGUGUGAAAGUAGGACGAUUUAAUAACAAAAACAUAAAUUACACUUAUAUAUUUUGUCACUGUCUGUUGUCUCGCAGUGUGAAUCUCAAAGAAGCGAAUACAUAUAUUUUCUUACAAGUACCCAGUAAUUUUAAGUUAAGUAUUUCAAUCAUUACCCGACUGCGCUAGGAGGCUUAAAUACACAUUAUAUAACGAAAUCAAACUUAGAAGACGGAUAAUACUAUUGUAUCUAUAGGUCAUAUAAUAGCUCAAUAAACUAAGUGAUAAUAAACAAGUAAUAAAAGGAAGCGCAACGUGCGCAAAAAUAGUAAUGCAGAAGAUAAAAUAUUAUAUUUCUCAAUAAUGUUAAUUUGUACACUAGUUCUCC
This is a messenger RNA of Helicoverpa armigera (cotton bollworm), 2736 nucleotides long. It is a transcript of the gene cin, whose product is annotated as gephyrin. The coding region runs from base 188 to 2035 and encodes 615 amino acids. Gene Ontology annotation, molecular function: molybdopterin molybdotransferase activity. Gene Ontology annotation, cellular component: postsynaptic specialization; postsynaptic membrane; cytoplasm. The record is from RefSeq and is a predicted model, not a curated record. Gene Ontology annotation, biological process: gamma-aminobutyric acid receptor clustering; establishment of synaptic specificity at neuromuscular junction; glycine receptor clustering. The transcript has 10 exons. Lineage: Eukaryota; Metazoa; Arthropoda; Insecta; Lepidoptera; Noctuidae.